GUCUCUCUCUCUCUUUAUCUCUCUCCAUCGCGGCCGUGCAGAGGAAGCGACGAUGGAUGAGGGCGCCGGCGUUCCGAUCCGGGAAGUGAACACCGGAACGGAGAACAGCAACCCGUACGCCGGCAUGUCCCAGAAGGAAUGCACCGAUCGCAUCCGGAAGGCCCUUUCCCAUCCGACGGUGAAGUUUCUGAGGCAACACAUGGAGAAGGCUGGGUGUCCUGUUUGGGUGAGGUUGCUCAUGGCUGUCAAUUGCAAAGAGCACAACUUUGCCGGCGGGUACUCCAGUCAGAAUGGGGUGUCUGUCUGCUGUAACAGGAUGACUUUUCAAGAUGAGAUAAAUCAAGUUAUAAUUCAUGAGUUGAUCCAUGCUUAUGAUGAUUGUCGAGUAAAAAACAUGGACUGGAAGAAUUGUGCUCAUCAUGCUUGCUCAGAGAUUCGAGCUAACCAUCUCAGUGGCGAUUGCCAUUAUAAACGAGAACUGCUGCGAGGAUUCAUGAAAAUUCGUGGUCAUGAGCAAGAAUGUGUAAAAAGACGAGCUAUAAAGUCGGUCGCAGUUAAUCCAAACUGCUCCGAAGCCGCUGCAAAGGAUGCUGUGGAGGCUGUAUGGGAUAUAUGCUACAAUGAUACCUAUCCUUUUGACCGGGCUCCGUAAAUUCCAUUUCGAAUUCACAUCUGAUGUUGGCCAUAGUUAAUGCUACUUUGUUUACUUUUGAGCUCAAUGAAAGGUAUUCAUCAACUGAA
This is a messenger RNA of Dioscorea cayenensis subsp. rotundata (Guinea yam), 741 nucleotides long. RefSeq names its product mitochondrial inner membrane protease ATP23. Bases 53 to 652 code for a protein of 199 amino acids. Gene Ontology annotation, molecular function: metalloendopeptidase activity. Gene Ontology annotation, biological process: mitochondrial protein processing; mitochondrial proton-transporting ATP synthase complex assembly. Lineage: Eukaryota; Viridiplantae; Streptophyta; Magnoliopsida; Dioscoreales; Dioscoreaceae. Gene Ontology annotation, cellular component: extrinsic component of mitochondrial inner membrane. The record is from RefSeq and is a predicted model, not a curated record. The transcript has 5 exons.